This is a messenger RNA of Branchiostoma floridae (Florida lancelet), 1282 nucleotides long. RefSeq lists its product as uncharacterized. The coding region runs from base 398 to 1162 and encodes 254 amino acids. The record is from RefSeq and is a predicted model, not a curated record. The transcript is spliced from 6 exons. NCBI's taxonomy places the organism in Eukaryota, Metazoa, Chordata, Leptocardii, Amphioxiformes, Branchiostomatidae.
AACCUCAAUGGUCUCGUCCAUACGGCAUCACGUGCAUGUGACCACCUGGUGAACUUUGACCCACAGGUGGUCGGCAAACUUCAGGCAGGAGUUUAGAAAGUAAGUUUCCGUGUCUGACAAAAAACUCUGGCGUGACCAGAGCUGGCGGGUUUUCCUGCUUCUACUGGACAGGACAGGCUUUCGUGGUGGUUACGUCACAGCGGCGGGAUGAAAGGCCGCAGGUGAGACGGCUUCUCACCUGUCGGAACGCCCGGGGAGCCGAGUAGGUGAGUUACCUGUGAGCUUUUACCAACCCACAUCUGUCAAGCCGGACGACCAGGGGGUCAGAUAUACACCAGUGAACGGCUGCCGUGACCUUAGUCUUCAGGUUGACCUUGAGACCCAUGUCCGGUGAAAGAUGCCGGUUCUGUGCUGCUGUUUUGGCGGAGACACGGAGGGAGAGGGGAGGGGGUCCGCGGACGAGAAAACGUCCCUGCUCCGGCGCAAAGUCGUGGAACCUCCCUUGUCACGUGGGGGCACCGGAAGUGACGCACACGUGACGUCAGUGAGAUUCAGCAAGCGGGUCCGUAAGAAGGGGACAGAAUCUCCGACUCACGAUCACGAAGAAAAAGUCCGGAUCUUCAGAGUGCAGGUGGCGCACUUGGACGAGAUGUACAGCGACGCCUCGCAGCUGCUGUCGGAACUGCAACAGGAGCACCAGAAGUUGAUAAAAGGACUGAGGAGAUUCAAGGCGCUGUUUGGCUGCGACGAGGCCAAGAGUCUGUCGGCUUGUCUGGAGGAAAUCAACAGCAGACAAAACGGCACGACGUAUCACGUGAUGUUCUCCAGCGCGCACUCCUUCUCCCUCUGUCCCGAGGGUGACGUCACCGCGCCCGAGGUCCAACAGGCCGUGGCCGAGGUCGCCAGCCUCAACACCGCGCUGAGGGAAAUCAUCAGUCGCGCCCCGAGACUUCAGCUCAGCCUACAAAGGAUUGUGGGAGAGCAGGCGUCUGACCGGGAGCGGGUGGAGCGGGAGCACACUGCCUGGGCGGACCGGCAGAGGGCGCUGCUCAACUUCGACAAGAACCUGGGCGUGUUCGAGAAGGGCCUGAGCGGGGUGGGGGAGAUCUACGGGCAGGCGGAGGGCGUGCUGAAGGACGUCAAGGUCGCGGUGGACAGCUGAGGGCACGUGAAGGGCACGUGGUCUUCACGUGAUCUGAUAAUGCCGAUUCCUUAAAGGCAACCUAAGCAAUAUUACAGCGUCGAAGUGGAAAUAUUCUGAAUAAGGCAAUCUGCAUGAUAU